Messenger RNA from Purpureocillium lilacinum, 783 nucleotides. RefSeq lists its product as uncharacterized. The record is from RefSeq and is a predicted model, not a curated record. Gene Ontology annotation, cellular component: cytosol. Lineage: Eukaryota; Fungi; Ascomycota; Sordariomycetes; Hypocreales; Ophiocordycipitaceae. Gene Ontology annotation, biological process: glycerol catabolic process; glyceraldehyde-3-phosphate biosynthetic process; gluconeogenesis. Gene Ontology annotation, molecular function: triose-phosphate isomerase activity.
AUGGCCUCUUCCUCGCUGCCCCGUCGGCGCCUCAUCGGCCUGUCCACCAAAAUGUACUUUUCCCUCUCCAAGACCCGCGACUUCACCAGCCAAUUCCUCGCCCACCUCGCCACCGUCCCCCCCGCGCAGCUUUCCCAGAUCGACAUCUUCAUCAUCCCCGACUUCGUCUCUCUCGCCGAGACCGCGUUGCAGCUCAAGGCCGCGGCCGCACCGGUGCCCAUCUGGCCCGGCGCCCAGGACUGCCACUGGGAAGACCAGGGCGCCUUCACCGGCGAGGUCAGCCCCGCCGUGCUCGCCGAGGCGGGCGUGCGCAUCGUCGAGGUCGGCCACGCGGAGCGCAGGCGCAUAUUCGGCGAGGACGACGCGACGGUCGCCAGGAAGGCUGCCGCCGUGAGCAGGAACGGCAUGGUGCCCCUGGUGUGCAUCGGGGAGAAGAGCAAGGGGGACGUGGCGAUUGCGGUGGACGAGUGCAGCGUGCAGGUCGAUGCGGUGCUGAGCGGCCUGGCGGAUGACGCCGAGGUCGUGCUGGCCUACGAGCCGGUAUGGGCCAUCGGCGCGAGCCAGCCCGCGGGCGAGGAGCACGUCCUGGCCGUGGUGGCCGGCAUCCGGAAGCUCGAGAGCGUAAGUCGGCGGAACGGCCAGACGAGGGUGGUGUACGGCGGGAGCGCGGGGCCCGGCCUGUUCUCGCGACUGAGCAGCGGGCUGGACGGCCUAUUCCUCGGGCGGUUUGGGCAUGAUCCGGAGCGGUUCGUGCAAACGAUUCGCGAGGUUAUUGAGUCGUAG